UCCCACAAAAGUUUGCCCCGUCAGUGUUCAACUACAUUCCUGCACUCACACAGUUCAAGACUUCCUAAACAGUUUCGACAUAUGAAAAGAAGAAAGCCGACACAGAAGAAGUCAAUGAACUCCUCCAACCUGGACUUCACAUUUCAUUUACAGGUUUCAUCGACUUAUUAAAGAGCUGGUUGCUAAGAGAUGACAAUCGGCGACAUGUGUGAGAGCCUCUGAUGUCGAGCAGCGUGGAGCUCCCACUCCUCCAGGAUCUCUUUCCUCCACACCUCUCUGUGCACCUGGCUCAUGUGAAGGACGCUUGAAAACGCUCUCAGAUCAACAGACUCACAAAUACCAUGGCGGCUUUUGCUUCUGCGUGUGGUACCGCCACGACCACCGCGGUGGCCCCGGCUGCAUGGGAAAGGCAUGGGAAGGACGAGGAGGAGGAGGAUGUGGGACAAAGUACAGUUGUGGAGAAAACCCAUGAGUUCUUCCAGAUGUGUGACAUCGAGAAUAAGGGCUUCAUCACCCGACGGGACAUGCAGAGGCUGAACAGCGGACUCCCUCUCAGUGCGGAAGAACUGGAGAAGGUGUUUGAUACUCUCGAUUCUGAUGGCAAUGGAUUCCUCACCCUCAACGAGUUCUCCUCCGGCUUCAGUGAAUUUUUAUUCGGCCAGAAGGUUGCUGUAGAUGAAGACAUGGGGGAGAAAAACCCAGGUAAAAGUCCCACAGAGGUCCUGUACCAGAGCCAGUGGGAGGAGAGUCCGGCAAGAGGAGACGAAGAUGAAGAGGAGAAACACUUUAGCAUGCUGAUGGAGAACCUCGGAGCCAACAGUGUCUUUGAAGAUCCUGCUGAGGUGCGCAGUUUGUGGGCUCAGCUGCGGCGGGAUGAACCUCACCUUUUAACCAACUUUGAGGACUUCCUGGCCAGAGUGACAUCACAGAUCAUAGAGGCCAACCGGGAGAAGAGAGAGAUGGAGAGCGCCCUGAAAAGGAGAGCAGCUACACACGAUGAUGAGAUCCAACGGCUUUACGAAGAAAUGGAGCAACAAAUCAAAAAUGAAAAGGACAGGAUUGUGCUGCAGGACUAUGAGCGCUUUCUGUCUCGCAGUCAAGAUCUGGAGCUGCAGCUGUCCCGUAAGGAGAAGGAGCUGGAUCACCUCUUUCAGAAACAGAGGAGGCUGGAGAGUCAGUGUCACGACCUUCACAGUGAACAGCAUGUGACCAAGGUGGAGAACGUGAAGCUGAAACAGACCAAUGACGAGUUAGCACGGGAGCUGGAGCUCACCAGCCAGGAGCUGAUGUUAGCUCAGGACCAGCUGAGUCUGCUGCAGGAGCAGUCCACACAGCUCCAUGAGGACAAGGAGAUGGAAAUCUACAGACUGACAGAGGGACUGCAGCGGGAGCGAGCAGGCCUCCUCAACCAGCUGGACCUUUUGAGGGAAAUGAACAAACAUUUACGUGAUGAAAAGGACAUGUGUUAUCAGCAACCAAAGAAUUCAAAGCCAACAGCGGGAAUGCAGCCGAAGCCUUCAAUCAAUGCUGUGAAACAUUCAAAUACAAACAUCUUCAAAAGUGAGGAUGAGGAAGAGCUGACCAGGAGCUUAGGGAGACAGAUGCUGACCAAUGGGUCGUGCAGGACCAGAGGACACCUCCAAAGGAUCAUCUCCAUCGAGGAGGACCACCUCCCGCAUUUACUCCAGAUGGACUGUCAGGCCCAAAGCCCGCUCCAGGAGUGCAGUGAAGGAGAGGACGCCUCUGGAGAGGAUGAGAAAAUAGACCUGAUGAUGAGUGAUAUCUACCCGGGUGCAUCCUCCUUCAAGCAUGGAGAGAAAAGUGAAACCCCGAUGUCUCCGAGGGGUCAGCCUGUUGGCAAAGAGACCAGCAUAAGUGAGGAGGGAGGUCCGUCACCGCCCGACCGCCUCUUUAAGAUUGUCCUGGUGGGGAACUCCAGUGUAGGGAAGACGUCUCUUCUUAGGCGGUUUUGUGACGACAGUUUCCACCCUGGCACCUUGGCCACUGUGGGUAUAGAUUACAGUGUGAAGACGAUUACCGUGGAUAGCAGCCAGGUGGCGCUGCAGUUGUGGGACACAGCAGGACAGGAGAGGUAUCGGAGCAUCACCAAACAGUUCUUCCGUAAGGCUGACGGUGUGGUCGUGAUGUAUGACAUCACGGCCGAGCAGAGUUUCACGGCUGUCAGACAGUGGCUGACGAGUGUGAAGGAGAGCGCAGGCGAGGACAUUCCCAUCAUGCUCUUGGCAAACAAAACGGACAAAGAGGGCGAGCGAGAAGUUCAGAGAGGAGUGGGAGAAAGACUAGCCAAGGACGGCCAAAUUAGUUUCUAUGAGUGCAGCGCCUGCUCCGGGCACAAUGUGGUGGAGUCCAUGGUGCAUUUAGCCAGAAUCCUUAAAGAGCAAGAGGACAGAGAGAAGGAGAAGACAGUGCAGCUGGUCAGCAGCUCUUCAGAGAAGAAGAAAUCUUGCUGCUAACAGAUAAACAGCAAACAAAACAACACGGAGCAGCACUACCCUUUACAGAGAUACACAACGUGAGCACAUUUUAUUGACUGUCAGCACAACGGCUUCUCACGCAGUCUUCCACCUCGUAGCACUGAGGGCGGACCAACACCAGGGUCAGCACUGUGUGUCGGCUGUUUCUGAUGUUUCACUACUGUCAGCUGUUUAAGACACAAGCUAUUCACUGUUUGUCAUUUUAUGAGUAUGAAGUAGAAUAAUAAUAAUAAUGUACAGCUGAUCAAAUCCAAGUCAAACUGAGGAUCUCUGGAAUCACACUUUGAUAUUUUAAAAGUCCAACUGUAGCUUGGUGUUUUUUUUUCACUUACAGAGGAAGAGUCUCUGUCACAUGUGAGCUUUUAACUGUUUGUAUUCAGAUUCAGUGUUAUUUUAGCUGUGUAGUUCCAUUUUUGAAUAUGUGCACAAUGUAGACACUAAAACAUAAACAAAUGUCGACUUUAAUGAACACCCAAAAUGCCUUGCAGUUAUCACUUAAAGGUAGAGUUAGUAGAAAUGUUUGUUGCAGUUUGUAAACACAACAUUCAAACUAGCCCCUCCUCCUCCUGGGCUCAUCGCCCCCUGAAGCUCACCCUCCCUGCAGGAUGUAGAUGUAUACGUUUACUGCUUGUACCUACACUGCAAGCUAACUCAUGCUAGCACAAGCUAACCGCCAGUGUUUGUCACCUGC
Molecule: messenger RNA, 3186 nt
Organism: Labrus bergylta (ballan wrasse)
Lineage: Eukaryota; Metazoa; Chordata; Actinopteri; Labriformes; Labridae
Gene: cracr2aa
Product: calcium release activated channel regulator 2Aa
Biological process (GO): vesicle-mediated transport
Molecular function (GO): GTPase activity; calcium ion binding; GTP binding
Source: RefSeq, a predicted model, not a curated record